This is a messenger RNA of Brachypodium distachyon (stiff brome), 819 nucleotides long. RefSeq lists its product as uncharacterized. The coding region runs from base 144 to 539 and encodes 131 amino acids. The record is from RefSeq and is a predicted model, not a curated record. The transcript has a single exon. NCBI's taxonomy places the organism in Eukaryota, Viridiplantae, Streptophyta, Magnoliopsida, Poales, Poaceae.
ACGUCUACACGUAGCGGUUGCGCGCACCUCACUCAGCCCCCCGCCCCGGCCCUUUCCCCCACCUCUCCCGUCCCCCUCAUCUCCCUUUCCCCCACCACCACCACCACCUCGCACACCGGAACCCAAACCGGAGAACCGAAACCAUGGCGUACUACGACCGGCGGGGGGAGUCGUCGUUCCUGGAGGCGUUCACGCUGUCGCCGCUGCCAUACCCGGUGAUCCUGAUCCUGCUCAUGGUGAUGCUGCUGCUGGGGGUGUCGUGGUUCUUCACGUACGAGGACUUCAUCGAGGAGGCCGCGGAGCAGUUCAGCUGGGUGCUGCUGGCCGUGCCCAUCGCGCUCGUGCUCCUCAUCCGCUGGAUCUCCUCCGUCGACACCUUCGAGGGCUACUUCGGCUUCUACCCCACCGAGUCCCGCUGGAGGGGCUACCAGGCCGGCCCCUCCGAGGGCAGCUCCCCCUGGGGCGUCGCCAUGGUCGUCCUCCUCCUCCUCGUCCUCGCCAGCUUCCACUCCACCUUCCAGGACAUGUGGAGGCCCUGAUACUAUACCGCUAAUAUGUGUCUACGUGUAAUUCCGUCGAUCUGAUAUGCGCCUAUGAUUAAUUAUCGCUUCCACGCCGUUGUUACGGCACCUGCGUCCUGCACGUAUGUAUGUAUACCUUUGCUCUUGUUUCUCCUGCUGUACAUAUAGCUGAUGAAGGAUUAUGUUAGGUAAGCAUUAUAGAGCUUGGGUGAUACUACUGUCUGUAGACUGUGUACUGGUUCUUGCUCUGGUUUUCUAUACUGAAUGAAUGGAUACCUGGUUUGGUUUUGUUGGGGAA